Euleptes europaea (tarantolino) is the source of this 4204-nucleotide messenger RNA. It is a transcript of the gene PIK3R4, whose product is annotated as phosphoinositide-3-kinase regulatory subunit 4. Gene Ontology annotation, molecular function: ATP binding; protein serine/threonine kinase activity; protein binding. Gene Ontology annotation, cellular component: nucleus-vacuole junction; phosphatidylinositol 3-kinase complex, class III, type II; late endosome. Gene Ontology annotation, biological process: protein targeting to vacuole; protein phosphorylation; macroautophagy. The transcript is spliced from 19 exons. NCBI's taxonomy places the organism in Eukaryota, Metazoa, Chordata, Lepidosauria, Squamata, Sphaerodactylidae. The record is from RefSeq and is a predicted model, not a curated record. Bases 29 to 4114 code for a protein of 1361 amino acids.
CUUGUGACAUAGAAUUAAAACUGCUGCAAUGGGGAACCAGCUGGCUGGUAUUGCCCCUUCUCAGAUCCUUUCAGUUGACAGCUAUUUUUCAGACAUCCAUGACUUUGAAUAUGACAAAAGCUUGGGCAGUACUCGUUUUUUCAAAGUUGCUCGAGCCAAACACAGAGAGGGCCUGGUGGUUGUAAAGGUGUUUGCCAUUCAAGAUCCAACAUUACCGUUAACAAGUUACAAGCAGGAGCUGGAGGAAUUGAAAAUAAGGUUGCAUUCAGCCCAAAACUGUCUUCCCUUUCAGAAGGCCACAUUGUCUGAAAAAGCAGCAAUGCUCUUUAGGCAGUACGUGCGGGAUAAUCUCUAUGACCGUAUUAGUACGAGGCCGUUCCUGAACAACAUUGAGAAGAGGUGGAUAGCCUUCCAGAUCUUGACAGCGGUGGACCAAGCGCACAGAUCGGGGGUCCGUCACGGGGAUAUCAAAACAGAAAACAUCAUGGUGACCAGCUGGAAUUGGGUCCUUCUGACAGAUUUUGCAAGUUUUAAGCCAACCUACCUCCCUGAAGACAACCCUGCUGAUUUCAAUUAUUUCUUUGACACAUCACGAAGGCGAACUUGUUAUAUUGCCCCAGAGCGCUUUGUUGAUGGCAGCAUGUUUGCUACAGAACUGGAAAAUAUGAGAGAUCCUUCUACUCCACUCGUAGACUUGGCCAAUAGUAAUCAACGAAGCAGGGGGGAAUUGAAACGUGCCAUGGAUAUCUUUUCUGCAGGUUGUGUCAUAGCUGAGCUCUUUACCGAAGGAGUACCUCUGUUUGACUUGUCACAACUUCUGGCAUAUAGGAAUGGCCUCUUUGCCCCUGAACAAGUGCUGAAUAAAAUUGAAGACCGAAGUAUCAGAGAACUGGUUACCCAGAUGAUCCAUCGUGAGCCAGAAAAACGUUCAGCUGCUGAAGACUACUUGAAGCAACAACGGAACAAUGCCUUUCCUGAAAUAUUUUACACCUUCCUCCAGCCUUACAUGGCGCAGUUUGCCAAGGAAACCUUUGUGUCGGCCGACGAACGGAUCCUCGUCAUACGUAAAGAUCUGGACAACAUCAUUCACAAUCUCUGUGGGCAUGACCAAACUGAAAAAGCAGAGGGGGAGACAAAGGAAAACGGGCUGGUCAUUUUGGUGUCUGUGAUAACUUCAUGCCUUCAGACCCUCAAAUACUGUGAUUCGAAGCUGGCCGCCUUGGAGCUGAUUCUCCAACUGGCACCCCGGUUAAGUGUGGAAAUCCUGCUGGAUCGUAUCACCCCUUAUCUCUUGCAUUUCAGCAAUGACUCUGUGCCUAGGGUGAGGGCAGAAGCUGUGAGGACACUAACGAAAGUUCUUGCUCUUGUCAAAGAGGUGCCACGUAAUGAUAUCAAUAUCUACCCAGAGUACAUCUUGCCAGGCAUAGCACACUUGGCCCAGGAUGAAGCCACAAUUGUCCGACUGGCCUAUGCUGAGAACAUAGCACUGUUGGCUGAAACUGCUCUGAGAUUCCUGGAGCUGGUCCAGUUAAAAAACUUGAAUAUGGAGAAUGAACCAAACAGUGAGGAAAUGGAUGACACAUCGCACCCUAGUGAAAAUUACGACACCGAACUUCAAGCCUUGCAUGAAAUGGUGCAGCAGAAGGUGGUCACUUUGCUGAGCGACCCGGAAAACAUCGUGAAACAGACCCUCAUGGAAAAUGGAAUCACCCGCCUCUGUGUCUUUUUUGGACGUCAAAAAGCCAACGACGUUCUCCUGUCCCAUAUGAUCACCUUCCUCAAUGAUAAGAAUGAUUGGCAUCUACGGGGAGCUUUUUUCGACAGCAUAGUGGGUGUUGCAGCUUAUGUUGGCUGGCAAAGCUCUUCGAUCCUAAAGCCGCUACUUCAGCAAGGGCUCAGUGAUGCUGAAGAAUUUGUCAUCUACAAAGCCCUCAAUGCGCUUACCUGUAUGUGCCAAUUAGGUCUUCUGCAGAAACCACACAUCUAUGAAUUUGCUUGUGAUAUUGCACCGUUCCUGUGCCAUCCUAAUCUCUGGAUACGCUAUGGAGCAGUCGGGUUUAUAACUGUUGUAGCACAGCAUUUGAAUAUUGCCGAUGUUUAUUGCAAGCUCAUGCCUUACCUGCAUCCUUUCAUCACUCAGCCGAUCAUCCAGAUUGAUAAAGAAAUCGUUCUGCUGAGCGUCCUCAAAGAACCUGUCAGUCGUUCCAUAUUCGAUUAUGCUCUGCGAUCAAAGGACAUAGGAAGCCUUUUCAGAACUCUGCAGCUUCGUCAGAAGAAGAGGAACGGCACUCUUCCCGAUUGUCCCCCUCCUGAGGAUCCAGCGAUUGCUCAGCUGCUGAAGAAGCUACUCUCUCAGGGGAUGACGGAAGAAGAAGAAGACAAGCUGCUUGCCUUAAGAGACUUCAUGCUAAAAUCCAACAAAGCUAAGGCCAACAUAGUGGACCAGAGCCACCUUCACGACAGCACCCAGAAAGGGGUGAUUGACUUGGCCACUCUGGGUAUAACGGGGAGACAAGUCGAUCUGGUCAAAAUGAAGCAGGAGUCCGAUGACAAACGUGCUAGAAAACAUGUAAAACAAGACUCAAAUGUAAAUGAAGAAUGGAAGAGCAUGUUUGGCUCUUUGGAACCUUCGAAUAUCCCCCAGCCGAUGAGCAAAGGACACGGCCAAAGCGCCGAGCAGGAAAUCGUCCAGACCAACAAACCUCUUCGAUCAGAGUCUUCAGCUGGCAUUUGUGCUCCUUUGUCAUCCUCUCCCCAGGCAGCUGAUGGAACCGUUGUCCAAGCUAGGAAACCAGCCAUACAAGUGUUGAGCAGUAUAGCUUCACCCUCCACGUACCAGCUGCGCAUCACCACUUGUAAAACAGAGCUUCAGCAGCUCAUCCAGCAAAAGCGAGAGCAGUGCAACGCUGAAAGAAUCGCCAAGCAGAUGAUGGAGAACGCGGAAUGGGAGAGCAAGCCGCCGCCACCAGGAUGGCAUCCUAAAGGCCUCCUGGUUGCUCACCUUCAUGAGCACAAGUCCGCAGUGAACCGCAUCCGAGUCUCUGAUGAGCAUUCUAUUUUUGCCACAUGCUCAAACGAUGGGACAGUGAAAAUCUGGAACAGUCAGAAAAUGGAGGGCAAGACUACUACCACCAGAUCCAUUUCGACAUAUUCUCGGAUUGGAGGGCGAGUGAUGACACUGACCUUCUGCCAGGGCUCUCACUACUUGGCGAUAGCUUCAGAUAAUGGAGCGAUUCAGCUUCUUGGGAUUGAAGCUUCAAAGCUACCCAAAUCUCCAAAAAUCCUUCCCAUACAAAGCAGGUUUCUAGAUCAGAAGGAAGAUGGCUGUGUAGUAGACAUGCAUCACUUCAAUUCGGGGUCCCAGUCGGUGCUGGCUUAUGCCACUGUGAACGGUUCUUUAGUUGGAUGGGAUCUCAGAUCCUCUAACAACGCCUGGAUAUUGAAGCAUGAUUUAAGGUUGGGACUUAUAACCUCGUUUGCCGUGGAUAUACACCAAUGCUGGCUCUGUAUUGGCACAAGCAGUGGUACUAUGGCAUGCUGGGACAUGAGGUUCCAGUUACCUAUUUCCAGCCAUUCCCACCCUUCCAGGGCACGGAUCAGACGUCUGCUGAUGCAUCCGCUCUCCCAGUCAUGGGUUGUCGCAGCUGUUCAAGGCAACAAUGAGGUCUCCAUGUGGGAUAUGGAAACGGGUGAUCGGCGGUUCACGCUGUGGGCUAGCAGCGCCCCUCCUCUUUCAGAAUUGCAGCCUUCCCCUCAUAGUGUUCAUGGAAUAUACUGCAGCCCAGCAGAUGGAAAUCCUAUAUUACUGACUGCAGGUUCUGAUAUGAAGAUAAGAUUUUGGGAUUUAGCAUACCCUGAAAGGUCUUACGUCGUUGCUGGAGGUUCCAGUGGCCCAUCUGUUUCUUACUACAGGAAGAUCAUUGAGGGCACAGAAGUGGUUCAGGAAAUCCAGAAUAAGCAGAAGGUGGGUCCCACAGACGAAACCCCUCGAAGGGGUCCGGAAUCUCUACCGGUUGGACACCAUGACAUUAUUACAGACAUUGCUACUUUCCAGACAACGCAAGGGUUCAUAGUUACUGCGUCCCGAGAUGGCAUUGUGAAAGUGUGGAAAUGAAGAUUGCACUGAUUUGUAUUUACUGUAAAUACUUGUAAUAAAGGUAAAAAAUAUUUGCUUCCAGAACAUGAAACGAUAGACUGUGAGACU